Sorghum bicolor (sorghum) is the source of this 2332-nucleotide messenger RNA. RefSeq names its product UDP-glucuronate 4-epimerase 1. The transcript has a single exon. NCBI's taxonomy places the organism in Eukaryota, Viridiplantae, Streptophyta, Magnoliopsida, Poales, Poaceae. The record is from RefSeq and is a predicted model, not a curated record. The coding region runs from base 667 to 1986 and encodes 439 amino acids.
CCCCAAAAUAGCCGCCGGCCCGCCGCCCACCCUGGGAGGCUGGGACUCAACUCAACGCCCCCGAUCGCCUCCGUCUCCCAAUCCCGAGCCGCCCGUGCGCCCGUCCGCCGCGGCCACCACCCGCUCCGCCCGCCCCUCCUCGUCACCAGCGGCGGCACCACCCCUCUGCUCCGCCACCGCGUUCACGCGCUCCCGUCGCUGUCGGCCCCGCUCCCCUAUUUAUAUCCCCACCCCCAUCCCACCUCCACGCUUUCCUUAGGCAGGCGCGCAUCCAGCUCCUGCCCUCCUUUUCCUCUCCUCUCCUCCCGAAUAAAAUUUCCUGGACCCGGGGCGCGCUCUCCUCGCUCCCAAAGGAAGGAAACCUAUCUAUCAUUCCGGCGGCCGAUCCAUCUAUCCUUCCGGCCAGGGAGAGCAAGGAAUAAUCAAUCAAUCGGCCAGUGGGUCAGUCGGAGGAGGAGGAGGAGGAGGAGAGCCGGAGUCCGUCGUCCAGCGCCGCGCGCGGGUUGAUCCUUUGCGUCUCCCCGGCCCUGCUCCGCGGCGACGCCUUUUGCGGUGCUUGCGUUGCGUCGAGGAAGCGAGCAGAAUCUGCGACGAGAAGGAGGAGCACGAGAGGCAUCCAUCGGGUCGCGCGGGCGUCCGUCGCACGGCAAGACGGCGGCGUUGAAGAUGCGGGUGCUGGAGGAGGACCUCUUCCCCUCCACCCCAGGCAAGGUGAAGAUCGAGCGGGCGGGCGCCAUGAACCGGCAGCUCCACCGCUGCUUCGCGUCCACCAGCACCAUGUUCCUGUGGGCGCUGUUCCUCGUCGCCAUGACGGCGUCCUACCUCAGCUUCCAGUCCUUCGUCGACACCUCCUCCAAGUACUUCGCCGCCUCAUGGGGCGGCCUGCACUGGGAGCGGCAGAUCCGCGCGUCCGCCGCGCCCAGGCGGCCACCGGGUUCCGCCGCCGGGGCCGGGAUGUCGGUGCUGGUGACCGGCGCCGCGGGCUUCGUCGGCACCCACUGCUCCCUCGCGCUCCGCAAGCGUGGCGACGGCGUCGUCGGCGUCGACAACUUCAACGCCUACUACGACCCCUCGCUCAAGAAGGCGCGCAAGGCGCUGCUCGCCUCCCACGGGGUGUUCGUCGUCGAGGGCGACAUCAACGACGGCCGCCUACUCGCCAAGCUCUUCGACGUCGUGCCCUUCACCCACGUGCUCCACCUCGCCGCGCAGGCCGGCGUGCGCUACGCCAUGGAGAACCCGGCGUCGUACGUGCACUCCAACAUCGCCGGCCUCGUCACGCUCCUCGAGGCCUGCAAGGACGCCGACCCGCAGCCGGCCAUCGUCUGGGCCUCGUCGUCCUCAGUCUACGGCCUCAACGACAAGGUCCCUUUCUCGGAGCGCGACCGCACCGAUCAGCCGGCCUCGCUCUACGCGGCCACCAAGAAGGCCGGCGAGGAGAUCACGCACACGUACAACCACAUCUACGGCCUCUCCAUCACCGGCCUCCGCUUCUUCACCGUGUACGGGCCCUGGGGCCGCCCCGACAUGGCCUACUUCUCCUUCACCCGCAACAUCCUGCAGGGGAAACCCAUCACGGUGUACCGCGGCAAGGACCACGUCGACCUGGCCCGCGACUUCACCUACAUCGACGACAUUGUCAAGGGCUGCCUCGGCUCCCUGGACACGGCCGGCAAGAGCACCGGCACGGGGGGCAAGAAGCGUGGGCCGGCGCCCUACAGGAUCUUCAACCUCGGCAACACCUCGCCCGUCACGGUGCCCAACCUGGUGUCCAUCCUGGAGAAGCACCUCCGCGUCAAGGCCAAGAAGCACGUGGUCGAGAUGCCCGGCAAUGGCGACGUGCCCUUCACCCACGCCAACAUCUCACUCGCCAGGGAGCAGCUCGGGUACAAGCCCUCCACUAACCUCGACGUCGGCCUCAAGAAGUUCGUCAAGUGGUACCUGUCCUACUACGGCUACACCAGGGGAUCCAAGAACUCGCGACAAUGAUCCGUGCUAAUUCUUUCUUUCUUCUUCUUUUCCCACUUUGGCCCGGCCGCGGUCACCACUCCUGGAUCAAACAUUGACAUUCUUAUCUGGAUUUUCUUUUUGGUGGAAUUAGGGUGUUCCUUGUUGAGGAGAGAAACACCGGGGGGAAAAAAAUUCUUUGCAUGGUGAGGAGAGGGGAGGAGGAAGAAAGCUAAUGGGGAGCAGUAUUUUCUUUUCUCUGUUUUUUCCUCCCUCCACCAUCUUCUCUUCUUUGUGUAAAUUGGUCGCUCUCCAUUAAUCCUUUUCGGGACUCCGAUGUGCUGACCCUAAUCAAACUGUGGUAAUCCAGUUCAAAUUGAAUUUCAAA